Puccinia triticina is the source of this 1035-nucleotide messenger RNA. RefSeq lists its product as uncharacterized. The record is from RefSeq and is a predicted model, not a curated record. NCBI's taxonomy places the organism in Eukaryota, Fungi, Basidiomycota, Pucciniomycetes, Pucciniales, Pucciniaceae. Gene Ontology annotation, cellular component: mitochondrion. The transcript has 3 exons. Gene Ontology annotation, molecular function: electron transfer activity; flavin adenine dinucleotide binding. The coding region runs from base 1 to 1035 and encodes 344 amino acids.
AUGCUAAGCAGCAGACUACUCGGCGCGAGCCUCCUCCGGGCAGCAGCAGCACCCCGCAAGCCCAUCCUCCGCUCCCUCUCGACCCUCCUGUUCAUCGAGCACCGCCAGGGCAAGAUCAACCCGGCCACCCUCAGCGCUCUCCAUGCCGCCCAACAGCUCGACAAGAGCCAGAUCACCGGGCUGAUCACCGGCUCGUCUAAGGCCCCCGGCUUCGACCAGGCCGUCGAGCUCUCCAAAAAGUUGCCGAUCAAGAAGCUGUUGGUCAAGGACGACGAGAGUCUGACACGAUACGUUGCCGAGCCCCUUGCGCCUCUGAUCGCGAGCGUCGUUCGGGAGAAGGGGAUGAGCCAUCUCGUGGGCGGGUCGAGCUCGGUGACGAAGAGCGUGUUCCCGCGGGUGGCCGGGCAACUCGAUGUGGCGCAGGUGUCGGAGGUGAUGAAGGUGGUGGAUGAGAGGACGUUUGUGCGGCCGAUCUAUGCGGGGAAUGCGAUGGUGACGGUCUGCUCGGAGGCCCCGGUGCAGGUGCUGACGAUCCGGACGGCGAGUUUCGAGGCGUUGAAGCUGGACGAGGAGAGCGCUUCGGUCGAGGUGGAGAUGCUCGAGGGCCCGAUAGAGACUACUACUACUACCCAGUGGGAAGGGGAGGUGUUGGCGAAGUCGGCUCGGCCGGAGCUCGGCUCGGCCAAGCGGAUCGUCUCCGGCGGCCGCGGGGUGAAGAACAAGGAGAACUUCGAGCAGGUGUUGACGCCGCUGGCGGACAAGCUCGGCUCGGCGAUCGGCGCCUCCCGGGCGGCCGUCGACAGCGGCUUCGCAGACAACUCGCUCCAGGUCGGCCAGACCGGCAAGGUGGUCUCGCCCGAGCUCUACAUCGCCGUCGGCAUCUCCGGCGCGAUCCAGCACCUGGCGGGCAUGAAGGACUCCAAGACGAUCGUGGCGAUCAACAAGGACCCCGAGGCGCCGAUCUUCCAGGUCGCGGAUGUGGGCUUGGUGGCCGACUUGUUUGAGGCGGUGCCUGAACUGACGAAGAAGAUCUGA